CGGUAAAAAUUCGAAAGUGAGAGUGAUUGGAAAUCAAAAUCAAAUGGCUCCCAUUUGCCCUGUCCGAUGCUAAGGUCGCGUUUGGGUGAGUUCUUUUCAUCUCUUAAAUUUGGGAGCUGCGUUUCACUGCUCUGGCGAUGGUGCGAAUUAGGGGCUGUUUGGCUUCGGAGAUGUCAAAUCCCUCCAUUUUUCGAUCUGUUUAGCCAAGUACUUAUUGUUGUAGGCUUCUGUUGUGGUUGUCAAAGCGCUCUCUUUUGCCUAAUAAAUGGCAGACACGAGCUCGGUGGAUGUGAUACUGGAGUUUCUAAGAAGGAAUAAGUUUACUCGGGCCGAAUCUGCAUUGCUAAGUGAGCUGAGCAGUCGUCCUGACGUGAUUGGAGUUCUUCAGAAGCAUGCGCUUGAGGAUAAUGGGUUCAACCCGCCUUUGGAAGAAUCCAAUGGGUGGAAGGCUGCAGGAGAGAGUAUGGGAACAAAUGGUAGGAGUAGUGGUUUGAUUGAUAAGGAGAUAAGUUCAAGGAGCAGUAGAGGUACCUCGAAGGAGCUUAUGGCCAAUGGGCAAGACUGCAAGUUGAAGAACAUCGUUAAUGCAGGGGAGCAAAACAAAGCUAAUGAAUUGCACUUGCGAAAAUUCAAUCCUAACCCUAGUCCUCUCGUUUUUCACCAGAGUGAUGGGGGGAGCCUUGUUGGGAACGCAUUUAUGGGGUUUCCGGUUUCGGGAAAGACAAUGCCACAUGCAAGUGAUGGGCAUGACAGUGGUAAGGAUACGGACUUGUGCCGUGAAGAUGGCAGCGGUUUCUCAAAAGAGAUCAGAACAUGGCCUGGAAGUACUAGUAAAGCUACUCUGGAAACAAAGCAGGAGAAGAGUCAACACAGUGAAGUCAAGGAGGUUGAUCAGUCACAAAAGAAACCCAGAUCCAAAGAUUGCAUGGUCAAAACGGUUUUUCCUCUCUCAAAAGGAGACACGUCAAAUUAUGAUCUUAAUACUGUGGUAGGUGACAAAAAAGAAGGAAAAAGACAACCAGUAAUUAGUGAUAUCAAGACAGCUGUUAAAGAACAAGGUGAUGAGAUAGAAAGAGCUUCAUACUUAGGGAGGACACUGGGAAGUGAACCGAAGGAUCUCAGUUGUUUCGACUUCCCCUUUGCAUCCUCUGGGAACCAAAAGGAAGAGCUACCCAGGCUACCACCUGUCAGGCUCAAGUCAGAAGACAAUUCAUUCAAUAUCCAUUGGGUGGAAAAGUUUGAACGAGAUGGAAUAGACUCAAGAAUUGCAAAUUCAGACAAGUCCUAUCAUAUAGGGUCAUUUCUGGAUGUUCCUGUGGGACAAGAGACGAACCAGUUGGGUAAACGGCCAACUGGUGGUAGCUGGCUCUCUGUAAGUCAGGGUAUUUCUGAAGACACUUCUGAUCUUGUUUCUGGUUUUGCAACAAUCGGUGAUGGAAUUAGUGACUCGGUUGACUAUCCAAAUGAAUAUUGGGAUUCUGAUGAAUAUGACGAUGAGGAUGAUGUAGGCUACACGCGACAACCUAUUGAAGACGAGACUUGGUUUUUGGCUCAUGAAAUUGAUUACCCUAGUGAUAAUGAGAAGGGAGCAGGACAUGAGAGUGCCCCAGAUCCUCAAAGAAAUAAAAGCAGAGAAGAAGAUGAACAAUCUUUUGUGGAGGAAGAUUCCUAUUUUUCAGGCGAGCGGUAUAUCCCAUCAGAAAAUGUUGAUCGAGUUAGACCAUCAGAUGGUCCAACAGAUCUUGCUGUGACUGGAAUAUACAGAAGACCUGAUGACUUUGUUGCAGAAUAUGAUGGACAAUUGAUGGAUGACGAUGAAUUGAAUUUUAUCCGCGCAGAGCCUGUGUGGCAAGGGUUUGUCACUAAGACAAAUGACCUUGUCAUGCUAGGGGAUGGAAAACAUGGCAAUGAGCGUGGAAGGCUUUAUUUAGAUGACUUGUGCAUGGAUGAUGAUCAACAUGGAUCGGUUAGAUCCAUAGGUGUGGGAAUAAGCAGUGAUGUUGCUGAUAUCGGCAGUGAAGUGCGUGGAAGUUUGGUUGGAGGAAGUAUUGAUGAAGACAUAGAGUACUUCCGGGAUAAUGAUGUUGGCAUUGGUGGGUUUGCCCGGCUCAUACUGCAUGAUUCAGAUAAGGCUUUUUCUAAAAAAGAUGCUAACUCUAGUUCUGACAAGUUUAUAACAGGUGUUGAUAGAACAAAGAGUCACCCAGAUGGGGGAUUCUCUUUUCCCCCUCCUAGAAAUGGACAGCCUGUUCAGACCAUCUCCAACAAACAUUUGUUGUCAAAGGAAAGAAGCACUUUUAUUGCUGAUGAUAUCGACAAUUGUAUAGAGGAAAACAAUCACAUGCUUGUUCCAUGGAAGCACAACAGUACUGAUUCAUCACCUGUCGAGAGCUCAAAAUGUGAAAAUAAUGCUGCUGGAUCCGCAAAUUCUAGCCCUUCUUCUCCUUCAAAUUAUGGGUAUGCUGAACGGGGUUUUGGGGAGAAAAAUCAUGAUACACAAAUAAGUGCAAGGGAAGAUGAUAUGGGGAUAUCAUUGGAGGACGAAGAAGCAGCUGCAGUUCAGGAGCAGGUGAAGCAGAUAAAGGCACAAGAGGAAGAAUUUGAAACUUUUGAGCUAAAAAUUGUGCACAGGAAAAACAGAACUGGCUUUGAGGAGGAGAAGAAUUUUCAUGUUGUUCUAAACUCAGUUAUAGCUGGGCGCUAUCACGUAACAGAGUACCUUGGAUCUGCUGCUUUUAGCAAAGCUAUCCAAGCUCACGACCUUCAUACUGGCAUGGAUGUUUGCGUGAAGAUUAUAAAGAACAACAAAGAUUUCUUCGAUCAAAGCCUUGAUGAGAUAAAGCUUCUCAAGUUUGUCAACAAGCAUGACCCUGCUGAUAAAUACCAUAUUCUUCGUCUGUAUGAUUACUUCUAUUAUAGAGAACAUCUAUUGAUUGUGUGUGAGCUACUGAAAGCAAAUCUUUAUGAAUUCCACAAAUUCAAUAGAGAAUCUGGAGGGGAAGUGUACUUUACAAUGCCAAGAUUGCAGUCAAUCACAAUUCAGUGUUUGGAGGCACUUCAAUACUUGCAUUGUCUUGGCCUCAUACACUGCGAUUUGAAACCUGAGAAUAUUUUGGUGAAAAGCUACAGUAGAUGUGAAGUGAAGGUCAUUGACCUUGGGAGCAGUUGUUUUGAAACAGACCAUCUCUGUUCAUAUGUUCAAUCUAGAUCAUACCGUGCACCUGAAGUGAUUUUAGGACUUCCUUAUGACAAAAAGAUUGAUAUCUGGUCACUUGGUUGCAUAUUGGCAGAACUUUGUACCGGCAAUGUCCUUUUCCAGAACGAUUCUCCUGCCACAUUACUUGCUCGGGUAAUUGGUAUUAUAGCUCCAAUCGACCAAGAGAUGCUUGCCAAAGGAAAAGAUACAUACAAAUAUUUCACCAAAAACCACAUGCUGUAUGAACGAAAUCAGGAAUCAAACCGACUGGAAUACCUUAUCCCCAAAAAGUCGUCUUUAAGGCAUCGGUUGCCGAUGGGGGAUCAAGGCUUCAUUGACUUUUUAACUCAUCUGCUAGAGAUCAACCCGAAGAAGCGCCCUUCUGCCUCGGAGGCUCUAAAACACCCUUGGCUCUCCUACCCUUACGAACCCAUCUCAUCUUAAAGACAGGAGAGAAGAUGCCUUACGGAGGAUCCUGUGGUGACUUAACUGGGGGAAGGGAUGCCCUCCAAAAGUGUGUAUAAUACCACCUUCCACAUCACAGAGCAAUUCCAUUUCUAUACUACAUGAUGGUGAUGAUGUAGAAAUGGUGAAUGUAAUGAUGCAUCCACAUUUGUAACACUAUUGUGUGGUUUUGUACAUGAUGUUGUGUGUGUGUGUUCAGAUCUAUUAGUCCUAGAGAUGUGAGGGAGGGGGUGGUGGGUGGGGGGCUUUUAGGGGUGCAUU
Molecule: messenger RNA, 3922 nt
Organism: Cuscuta campestris
Lineage: Eukaryota; Viridiplantae; Streptophyta; Magnoliopsida; Solanales; Convolvulaceae
Source: the annotation of a GenBank genome assembly